This is a messenger RNA of Plasmodium gonderi, 1272 nucleotides long. RefSeq names its product protein disulfide isomerase. Gene Ontology annotation, biological process: response to endoplasmic reticulum stress. Gene Ontology annotation, molecular function: protein-disulfide reductase activity; protein disulfide isomerase activity. The record is from RefSeq and is a predicted model, not a curated record. Gene Ontology annotation, cellular component: endoplasmic reticulum lumen. Lineage: Eukaryota; Apicomplexa; Aconoidasida; Haemosporida; Plasmodiidae. Bases 1 to 1272 code for a protein of 423 amino acids. The transcript has a single exon.
AUGAAAAGCAUAGGUCUCAUAUUUUUCUCACUCGUUUUGGCAGUCCUAUACAGUAGGUGCACUUCAGGCUUAUAUACAAAUGUGAAAGAAAUAACAACAGUAGAUAGUCUGAAAGAAUUCGAGGAUUUGUUAAAUUCGAAAAAAAUUUGCCUAGUUGAAUUUUAUGCAACAUGGUGUAGGGCUUCCAGAGGAUUUGCUAAUGACUUUACAAGCAUAGCAAAAACGUUAAAAGAUGACAUAACAAUUUUGGCUGUAAAAAAUGAAGAUAUAAUUAAUCAUUAUAAAAUUGAAGCAUUCCCAAGUGUACAAGUUUUUUUCGUAAAUGAUAAUAAAAAAGAUAUUGAAAAUUUUGAUGGGAAUUAUAAAAUAAAAGAGGUAGUUUCCUUCAUAUAUGACAGUAUAAAAAAUUAUCGUUUGAAACAAUUGAAUAUUGAUAUUGGUGGAAAAAAUAAAAGUUCUUAUAAAAAAAAAUCAAAAAAAAAAAAUGAUGGAAAAGUUAUAAUACUGAAUGAUAGUAACUUUGAUAAAAAUGUGUUGCAAAAUGAUGAAAAUGUUUGGUUUGUUUUUUUUUAUGCUCCUUGGUGUGGACAUAGUAAACCAAUACAUCCUAUGUUUGAUGAAUUAGCUAAAAAAGUAGCUAAUAUGAAAAAUGCUAGAAUUGCGAAAAUUGAUGCAACAGUUGAACAAAGAUCAGCACAAACUUAUGGGAUAAACCAUUAUCCAUCUUUUCGAUUAUUCCCAUCAGGAAAUAAAAAAUCACACAGUGCAGUAGAUUAUAACGACUCAAGAACUGUAGAUGACCUUUAUCAAUUUUUUUUAAAAUAUUAUACAGAAAAAAAGGAAGUAAUUCAGUUAACUUCUCAACAAGUUUUUGAUGAAUAUUGUGAAAAAGACGUAUGUCUACUAGCUAUUUUACCAAAUAAAGAAGAUACAGAACUCAGCUAUUUUAAAUCAUAUAUUCAAAUAUUAAACAGUGUUAUUAAAGACGUCAGUAGAUUACCUGUCUCUUUAUUAUGGACACAAGCAGGGGAUCAAUUAGACAUUGUGCAAAAGUUAAAUCUAACAUUUGGUUUCCCCACUGUUAUUGCUAUUAGUUUUUCAAAAAAUGUGUAUUCGAUUUUGAAGGGAAAUUAUUCUGAAAAUUCCAUAAAAAAUUUUAUCACACAAAUGAUGAUGGGGAAAGCCUCUGUUGACAACUUGGUUCCCUUUACUGUAAAAAAUGCCCCAAAGUUUUCCUUCAGUAAUGUGAAUGAAUCCAAUUCGGAAUUGUAA